Molecule: messenger RNA, 4330 nt
Organism: Apodemus sylvaticus (European woodmouse)
Lineage: Eukaryota; Metazoa; Chordata; Mammalia; Rodentia; Muridae
Gene: Tbc1d2
Product: TBC1 domain family member 2
Exons: 13
Coding region: 202-2970 (922 amino acids)
Source: RefSeq, a predicted model, not a curated record
AAGGGCGGGGCCUGUCCCCGGGAGUUGGGUUUGCAGUCAAGUGUCUAAGGCGCUCUCUCCGCAGCGGGCAGGGGUGCACUCCGCCUUCUUCUGGGGGCUGGACCGGACCGGCUCCGCCCCAGCCAGGUGUCGUCGGUUCCCAGGUGCCCGCCGGACCUCCGGCAUUCCGGUGCCGCAGGCCUGUGCAGCGGGCCGGCAACGAUGGAGAACACCCCCGAGCCCACUCCUUCAUCCUCGGAGUCCACACAGCCUCCGGGCCUGGCCAGGGAGCCCGAGGUGGCAUCUCCCGGGGACUCGGAGGGCUGCGCCCGGCCUCUAGACACGGUCCCUAAGAAACUCUGUGGGUAUUUAAGUAAGUUUGGCGGCAAAGGACCCAUCAAGGGCUGGAAAUGCCGCUGGUUCUUCUACGAUGAGAGGAAAUGCCACCUGUAUUAUUCGCGCACCGCGCAGGAUGCUAACCCCUUGGACAGCAUCGAUCUCUCCAGUGCAGUCUUUGACUGUAAGGCGGACGCUGAGGAGGAGGGCACUUUUGAAAUCAAGACUCCCAGCCGAGUUAUUACUCUCAAGGCUGCCACCAAGCAAGUGAUGCUCUACUGGCUGCAGCAGCUGCAGAUGAAGCGCUGGGAGUUCCACAACAGCCCAUCCGCUUUUGCCGCCACCCCCGCUGCCGCCCUGGCUGAGAAUGGGCCCACCCUGCACCUCAAGCUAGAGCAAGAGGAGGCCGAGCUGGAGGAGUUCCUGUGCCCUGUGAAAACGCCCCCUGGACUUGUGGGUGCAGCCGCUGCCUUACAGCCUGUCCCUGCCAUGCCCUCAGCCCUCCAGAACAUCUCCCUGAAGCAUCUGGGGACUGAAAUACAAAACACCAUGCACAACAUCCGUAGCAACAAGCAGGUCCAAGCAGCGGAAGAGGCAUCCCAGAGUGUAGAGCCUCCGAGUGGGGAGCAGCCCUUGAUCUCUGACCCCAGCAUUCCAGCAGAAAAAGAGCUAGAGGACCCUCCCAAGUCUGCACCCAGGUCCUCUGUGCCCUCAGGUCCCACGCAGAAACCCAAGCGGCAAAGCAACACCUUCCCGUUCUUUUCUGAUGGCCUAGCUCGGAGCCGCACAGCCCAGGAGAAAGUGGUGGCCUUGGAACAGCAGGUGCUUAUGCUCACCAGAGAGCUCAAGUCACAGAAGGAGCUGGUGAUCAUCCUACACAAGGCCCUGCAGGCUGCCCAGCAGGAGAAGCGCGCAUCCAGUGCCUACCUGGCAGCCACCGAGGACAAAGACCGGCUGGAGCUGGUCCGGCACAAGGUGCGGCAGAUCGCAGAGCUGAACCAGAGGGUGGAGGCUCUGGAGCAGGGCCAUGAGCGCCUGAUGCAGGAGGCUGGCCUGCGGGAGCAGCACGUGCAGGCGCUUCAGCAGCAUGUGCAGCUGCUCAUGGAUAAGAACCAGGCCAAGCAGCAGGUCAUCUGCAAGCUCUCCCAGAAGCUCACGGAAGACCUUGCCGAGCCCCCCAGCCAGCCUGCUGAUGCUACCAAUGGCGACUUCCUGAGCCAGCAGGAGAGGCUGGAGCAUCUGAAGGAUGACAUGGAAGCGUAUCGGACCCAGAACCGCUUCCUCAACUCUGAGAUCCACCAGGUCACCAAGAUCUGGAGGAAGGUGGCGGAGAAGGAGAAAGCCCUGCUGACCAAGUGCGCCUACCUCCAAGCCCGGAACUGCCAGGUGGAAAGCAAGUACCUGGCCGGGCUUCGGAGGCUGCAGGAGGCCGCGGAGGCGGAGGCUGGUGACUUCCCUGAGCUGCUGCAGCGCCUGGUCCAGGAGGCACUGCAGUGGGAAGCAGCAGAGGCCGACAGCGUGGGGCUGAGCCCCGUCAGCAGCGAGUACGAUGACUAUGGCUUCCUGACGGUGCCAGACUACGAGGUGGAAGACCUGAAACUGCUAGCCAAGAUCCAGGCCUUGGAGGUGCGCUCCCACCACCUGCUGGCCCUCGAGGCUGUGGAGAGGCCCCUGCGGGACCGCUGGGCCACCCUGACGGAGCUCGUGCCCUCAGCUGACCUCAAGCAGCUGCUCCGGGCAGGUGUGCCCCGAGAGCACCGUGCGCGUGUCUGGAGGUGGCUGGUCCAUCGCCGUGUCCAGCACCUGCAGGCCCCAGGCUGCUACCAGGAGCUUCUGGCCCGGGGCCGGGCAUGCGAGCACCCAGCUGCUCGUCAGAUCGAGCUGGACCUCAACAGGACCUUCCCCACCAACAAGCACUUCACCUGCCCUACCUCCUGCUUCCCGGACAGGCUCCGCCGCGUGCUCCUGGCCUUCUCCUGGCAGAACCCCAGCAUUGGCUACUGCCAAGGCCUGAACAGGCUGGCAGCCAUUGCCCUGUUGGUCCUAGAGGAUGAGGAGAGUGCCUUCUGGUGCCUGGUGGCCAUUGUGGAGACCAUACUGCCAGCCGAGUACUACAGCAAAACAUUGACUGCAUCCCAGGUAGACCAGCGGGUGCUCCAGGACCUCCUCUCAGAGAAGCUGCCCCGACUGACUGCACACCUGGGGCAGCACCGCGUCGACCUCUCUCUCAUCACUUUCAACUGGUUCCUCGUGGUCUUUGCUGACUCUCUCAUCAGUGACAUCCUCCUGCGAGUCUGGGACGCCUUCCUGUAUGAAGGGACCAAAGUGGUGUUCCGAUAUGCUCUGGCCAUCUUCAAGUACAAUGAGGAAGCGAUCCUGCGACUCCAGGACAGCCUGGAGAUCUAUCAGUACCUGCGCUUCUUCACCAAGACCAUCUGCGACAGCCGGAAGCUCGUGAGCAUCGCCUUCAAUGACAUGAACCCCUUCCCCAUGAAGCAGCUGCGGCAGCUGCGGGCAGCCCACCGAGAGCACCUGGAGGCCGAACUGCGGGAGCUGGAAAUACUGAAAGCCGAGUACCUGGAGAGACGGGCGUCCCGGGGCAGAGCGGCGCCCGAGGGCUGCGCCAGCGAGGACGAAGGGGAGGGCGACAGCUGACCUAGCACUCUGUCCCAAAGCCUUCCUCACCUUUGCUGGCGGGAACAUGGAAUUCAGGCGAGGGCGGCAGUGUGCGUGACCCUGGACAAGGCCCUGGCCCUCUCCAAGCCUUCAUCUGCCAGGCUUGCCAGCCUGUGUCACUGCCCACAGAGCUCUUAGACACACAGGGAGGCAGGGAUGCACGCUGCGUCUCCUGAACAGGCUCUGAGGCAGCACGGCUUCUGUUCGGUUUGGAUUUCGUCUUCUGACCAGGUCUCCAGAACUCAGGCUGACCUCAGACUCUAUGCAGCUGAGCACGGCCCUGACCUUUAGAUCCUCCUGUCAGAGCCAUGAUGACCUAAAGCCGUGUCCCCUGUGGCCCAUGGCUCCACCUUUAGGACAGAAGCAGUCUCCUUACCAGUGCUCCAGGGCACAAGGUAUCAGGAACAUCCCCACUGGCACCCUCUGGCUUUGGUCAGCAUUCAGUGGCACCCCAAGUUCUAGUUCAGUGUAUUUUCAGGGUACCUGUCUUUCCAGACAGUAGCCCCCCCCCAUUUGCCACCUGGAUCUGUGUCAAGACCACCCUGCCCACAGGGACUAUUUCUAUAGCCUCGUGCCUAAAACUUGCCUUCUGUCUACAGCCCACUGGGGACGCGCCAGGGGACCCUGCCUGCCACCCUGAGGAACUUGAUGUGGACUGUGGGCCCUGAGCAGGCAUCUGCUCUGACGUGCCUGUCAUGUGGGGCCAGCAGGGUAGGCUUGGGAGGGUGGCGAGGGCAGCAGCCCGCCUGGCUCACCAGAGCAGGUUGGUAUGCAGCCUUACAUGGAGGGGACAUGGCUAGCGGUGACAGGCUCUCCCAAAAGCCACCACCGAAAAGCCAAAACAGGUCGAACUGUGGGCACGGGCUGCUGGGUAGACAGAACAUUCUCUACCACAGCCCCCACUCUCCCUGAGGAGAGCUCUGCCCAGUCACUUGCACUCCUCCUUGGGGACCAGAGCAGCUUUCUUACCCCGCAGCACCUCAUCUCAGUGCUGGGCCUUGUGUCAGCUGCUCUGGGAGCCAGGAGGUCUGCUAACCCUUGGGGGGAAGCGUUCUGGGACUAAUUGCCUCGUCCAGCCCUGACCAAGCAGGCAGACUGAAAACAGCUUGUUCUACGGCCCUCACCCAGGUCAAGCUCCAGUAACAGGACACGGAGAACUUAAUGUGGUGUCGCACAGAAGGGGAGGGCAGGUCUGGACAGGACUGCCUGUGGGCACACCCGUAGGGUCAACUCUAGGAAGAGAAAAGGGAGGGUCAGGUGCGGGGUACACACUUCUGAUCCCAGCAGUUCCAACACUGGACUACACAGCCAAACAGUGUCUCAAAAACCAAAUAAAUAA